AUGUCUGAACGUACAUUCUACCGUACAUGGGCUCUUUGGCAACAAACUGGCGACGUAGUUACGCCCAAGACGGGGACACGCGGUCGGCCUCGUCUCAUGCUUCGCGAGGAUCUUCAGUACCUCCUCAAGCUCAUCCGCGCCAACCCAACAUACUUCCUCGACGAGCUUCUGGAUCUUACACGGAAGAAUCGCUUCAUCUCUGUCCACUUUACUACGAUAUUCAACGAGUUGAAGAGAUUGCGAGUGAGCAGGAAGAAGUUGAGGCGAAUUGCAGCCGAACGUGACGAACUCGCUCGGGCUGCAUAUGUUGGUCGUAUGGCGCAGUACUUGCCGGAGGAACUGGGCUUUAUCGAUGAGGUUUCGAAGGAUGAGCGGACUCUCGGUCGCCACUACGGACGUGCUCUUAUGGGGCUCCGUGCAGAAGCAGAGCAACCUUUCGUCCGCGGUACUCGCUUCACGGCAUGCUCCCUCCUCACCAUCGAUGGCAUAUCAGCAACGAAGGUCGUAGAGGGGUCUAUGACGAAGGUCAUGUAUCUUGAGUUCCUAGAGCAGUUAGUGCUCCCCAACUGCUCAGCAUAUCCAGGCCCCUGUAGUGUCCUUGUGAUGGACAAUGCCAAAAUCCAUCACGGCGAAGAGAUGCAAGAGCUCGUUGAUAGGUUUGGUGUUCGUAUCGAGUAUCUACCUGCUUACUCUCCUGAUCUCAACCCGAUCGAAGAGGCCUUCUCUAAGAUCAAGCACUUCUUGCGUCGUCAUGGGCAGUACUACGCGGAGGCUGACGAGGAGGCGAAGAGAUGGGAUUUAUAUGAAGUGAUGGACAUCAUCACUGAUAUUGAUGCCUGUGGCUACUUUCUUCAUGCCGGUUACUUCUGA
This is a messenger RNA of Peniophora sp. CBMAI 1063, 870 nucleotides long. The record is from the annotation of a GenBank genome assembly. Lineage: Eukaryota; Fungi; Basidiomycota; Agaricomycetes; Russulales; Peniophoraceae.